AGGGCCCCGGUAAUCUAUUCUGCCGCGUCACGACAAAGCAAAUAGGAUGCUCGUGGUUUGUUAGCAUGGAUAUAAUAUAAACUGCGCCCCUGUGAGGAAUAAUUAUCUGGCAGGGCUUCACGACUGCUAAACAUGUGACCAUAGCGUGUCAAUUCGUGGUUUCUCUGCACCGCACUUUUCAGACCUGACAGAAAUAGUGAAAAGAACAGUUGACUACCACCAUUCCAUACACACGGAUCCAUUAUUGUUCACGCAACAGAACAUGGACAUCAUGGACCAAGGAGCUCAAAUGGAACCGCUGCUGCCAACGGUGUCAACUCCUGGACGCAGAAGCGUGAGAAAUGAUGAAGAGGCUGUGGUGGACAGAGGUGGAACCCGGUCCAUGCUGAAAACCAACUUUGAAAAGGAGGAACUCGAAGGUCACAGGACACUCUACAUCGGGGUACAUGUCCCCCUGGGAAGGAAGAGCCAUCGGAGGCAUCGGCAUCAUGGACAUAGACACAGGAAGAGGAGCAGGGAGCGGGACUCUGGAGUGGAGGAUGGAAGAGAGUCUCCCACAUACAACACGCCAUCCCAGAGAGUGCAGUUCCUCCUGGGCACAGAGGAUGACGACGAGGAGCACAUCCCCCAUGACCUCUUCACUGAGCUGGACGAGAUCUGCCUGAAAGACGGAGAGGAAGCAGAGUGGAGGGAAACCGCCAGGUGGCUGAAGUUUGAGGAGGAUGUGGAGGAUGGAGGGGAGCGCUGGAGUAAGCCCUACGUGGCCACGCUGUCCCUGCACAGCCUGUUCGAGCUGCGCAGCUGCAUCCUCAAUGGCGUCGUGCUGCUCGACAUGAGGGCCAACUCCGUGGAGGAGGUAGCAGACAUGGUGUUGGACCAGCAGGAGACCACAGGUCCACUGGGGGACGAGGUGAGGAGGAAGGUGAGAGAGACCCUCCUCAAAACGCACCAUCACCAGAACCAGAAGAAGUUGGCCAACCGCAUCCCCAUUGUCCGCUCCUUCGCUGACAUUGGCAAGAAGCAGUCCGAGCCCCACUCCAUGGACAAGAACGGUCAGGUGAUUUCUCCCCAGACCUCUCUGCCCGUCCCCAAUGAUGGCAAAGCUGAAGUGAGCAGAGAGAACAGCGCUGUGGACUUCAGUAAGAUAGACCUCCAUUUCAUGAAGAAGAUUCCCCCGGGAGCGGAAGCGUCCAACGUGUUGGUGGGUGAGGCGGAGUUCCUAGACAAACCUGUGGUGGCGUUCGUACGUCUCUCACCUGCGGUCAUGCUCAACGGGCUGGCUGAGGUCCCCAUCGUCACCAGGUUCUUGUUCAUUCUGCUGGGGCCUCUUGGGAAAGGGCCACAGUAUCAUGAGAUUGGCCGAUCCAUUGCAACUCUCAUGACAGACGAGGUUUUCCAUGAUGUCGCCUACAAAGCGAAGGACCGCACUGAUCUGAUUGCUGGAAUCGAUGAGUUCCUUGACCAAGUGACUGUCCUGCCACCGGGGGAGUGGGAUCCCUCUAUAAGAAUAGAGCCACCAAAAAACGUACCGUCUCAAGAGAAGAGGAGGAGUGCAGCGCAGUGCGGCACAGACCCAGGGGAUGAAGAGGAGGAGGACGAGGGACAUGGGGGUCCAGAGCUGCAGCGGACAGGACGAUUCUGUGGUGGUCUCCUGUUGGACAUCAAACGCAAGGCGCCGCACUACCUGUCUGACUACACAGACGCUGUCAGCCUGCAGUGCUUGGCCUCCUUCCUCUUCCUGUACUGUGCAUGCAUGUCGCCUGUCAUCACGUUCGGGGGCCUACUAGGAGAGGCAACAGAAGGACGCAUAAGUGCAAUCGAAUCACUUUUUGGAGCCUCAAUGACGGGAAUAGCCUAUUCCCUGUUUGCUGGCCAGCCACUCACCAUUUUGGGCAGCACAGGGCCUGUACUGGUGUUUGAGAAGAUAUUGUACAAAUUCUGCAAGGAGUAUGGAUUAUCCUACCUCUCACUGAGAACCUGUAUAGGGCUGUGGACAGCGUUCCUCUGCCUGGUCCUAGUGGCCACAGAUGCCAGCUCCCUGGUCUGUUACAUCACCCGCUUCACAGAGGAGGCCUUCGCCUCGCUCAUCUGCAUCAUCUUCAUCUACGAGGCAUUGGAGAAGCUCAUCCACCUGGGGGAACACUACCCCAUCAACAUGAACAACAACCUGGACAAACUCACACAGUACUCGUGUUCAUGUGUUGAACCUCCGGAUCCAAGCAAUGCCACCAUACAGUACUGGGAGCAGAACAACAUCACUGCUUCUGAGGUCUACUGGGAGGCACUCGAGGUUAAGGACUGCAUGGAGAAAAGAGGAGAGUUUGUGGGCAGUGCCUGUGGCCCUCACGGACCCUAUAUUCCAGAUGUUCUCUUCUGGUCCGUGGUUCUCUUCUUCUCCACUGUCUUCAUGUCAGCUUUCCUAAAGGAGUUCAAGUUCAGCCGUUACUUCCCCACCAAGUUGAGAGCUGUCAUCAGUGACUUUGCUGUGUUCAUCACCAUCUUUACCAUGGUCCUGGUGGACUAUGCCUUAGGGGUCCCAUCUCCAAAACUAAAAGUCCCCAGUGUGUUCAAGCCGACCAGAGAUGACCGUGGUUGGUUGAUCAGCCCGUUAGGCGGCAACCCUUGGUGGACCACCAUCGUCACAGUGAUCCCUGCUCUGCUCUGCACCAUCCUCAUCUUCAUGGACCAGCAGAUCACCGCGGUCAUCAUCAACAGGAAGGAGCACAAACUAAAGAAAGGCUGCGGGUACCAUUUGGACUUGUUCGUGGUGGGUGUCAUGCUGGGGGUAUGUUCCAUCAUGGGUUUGCCCUGGUUCGUGGCUGCCACUGUUCUCUCCAUCUCCCACGUCAACAGUCUGAAGCUGGAGUCGGAGUGCUCGGCCCCCGGGGAACAACCCAAGUUCCUGGGCAUCCGCGAGCAGCGCUUCACUGGCCUCAUGAUCUUCCUACUCAUGGGCUGCUCGGUGUUCAUGACCUCUGUGCUCAAGUACAUUCCCAUGCCUGUGUUGUAUGGAGUAUUCCUGUACAUGGGAGCAUCUUCGCUCAGAGGAAUACAGUUAUUUGACCGUCUGAAGCUGUUUGGCAUGCCAGCCAAGCACCAGCCUGACUUCAUCUACCUGAGACACGUUCCCCUGCGGAAGGUCCAUCUCUUCACCAUCAUCCAGCUCAGCUGCCUGGUCAUGCUCUGGGUCAUCAAGACCUCCAAUUAUGCCAUCGUCUUCCCAAUGAUGGUGUUGGCGCUGGUGUUCAUUCGGAAAUUGAUGGAUUGCUUCUUCACCAAGAGAGAGAUGAGCUGGCUGGAUGAUCUAAUGCCAGAGAGUAAGAAGAAGAAACUGGAGGAUGCUGAAGAAGAGGAGGAGGAGCAAAGCAUUUUGGGAGAGGAAGAUGGAGUAGUGCAGGUGCCGUUAGAAGGAUAUCAAAAGAGUGAAUCCGCACUCAACAUCACUGAUGAAAUGUCCAGAGGCUCUUUUGGAAACACGUGGAAUGUCAACUCUGACAACUCUAAAAAAGAGCUAGACUCAAAAAGUUCCCUUAUAUCCUCAUAGAUGCUGAAUCCCCCAAAGCUUAUCCAAGAACAGUGGUAGGAAAGAAAAGAAGAGAAGAAAGAUGAGGAAGGGCUGCUUCGACAGGGAGUCACGUUUAUGACGUUUCCCCCUUCACUGUGUUCUAAGCAAAUCAAUAUUGUGUGCCACAGUUUACCAUUCCUUUAUGUUUUGUCUUGUAAAUCUUUGUGUGUUCAAAAGCUUAAAACAGUCUCUUUUUUUAGUUGACGUCUCCAAAACUGCUUCUUUGUGAGGCAACCUAAAGACAUUUAUUUAUUGUAUGUAUUUUGUAUGUUUUAGCAUUUUUUCCAGUAUCAUAAUAUUACAGCUGUUUGAAGUUGAUAAAUUAUCCAACUAGAUAAACACUCCACUUAAAAGUUUGUGCAAUACUGCAAUUAAAGACUAUGAAAGCAAGUAUAUAUAUAUACAGUGGGGCAAAAAAGUAUUUAGUCAGCCACCAAUUGUGCAAGUUCUCCCACUUAAAAAGAUGAGAGAGGCCUGUAAUUUUCAUCAUAGGUACACUUCAAAUAUGACAGACAAAAUGAGGGAAAAAAAACAGAAAAUCUUAUUGUAGGAUUUUUAAUGAAUUUAUUUGCAAAUUAUGGUGGAAAAUAAGUAUUUGGUCAAUAACAAAAGUUUAUCUCAAUACUUUGUUAUAUACCCUUUGUUGGCAAUGACAGAGGUCAAACGUUUUCUGUAAGUCUUCACAAGGUUUUCACACACUGUUGCUGGUAUUUUGGCCCAUUCCUCCAUGCAGAUUUCCUCUAGAGCAGUGAUGUUUUGGGGCUGUUGUUGGGCAACAUGGACUUUCAACUCCCUCCAAAGACUUUCUAUGGGGUUGAGAUCUGGAGACCCUCCAAAGACUUUCUAUGGGGUUGAGAUCUGGAGACUGGCUAGGCCACUCCAGGACCUUGAAAUGCUUCUUACGAAGCCACUCCUUUGUUGCCCGGGCGGUGUGUUUGGGAUCAUUGUCAUGCUGAAAGACCCAGCCACGUUUCAUCUUCAAUGCCCUUACUGGUGGAAGGUUUUCACUCAAAAUCUCACGAUACAUGGCCCUAUUCAUUCUUUCCUUUACACGGAUCAGUCGUCCUGGUCCCUUUGCAGAAAAACAGCCCCAAAGCAUGAUGUUUCCACCCCCAUGCUUCACAGUAGGUAUGGUGUUCUUUGGAUGCAACUCAGCAUUCUUUGUCCUCCAAACACGACGAGUUGAGUUUUUACCAAAAAGUUAUAUUUUGGUUUCAUCUGACCAUAUGACAUUCUCCCAAUCUUCUUCUGGAUCAUCCAAAUGCUCUCUAGCAAACUUCAGACGGGCCUGAACAUGUACUGGCUUAAGCAGGGGGACACGUCUGGCACUGCAGGAUUUGAGUCCCUGGCGGCGUAGUGUGUUACUGAUUGUAGGCUUUGUUACUUUGGUCCCAGCUCUCUGCAGGUCAUUCACUAGGUCCCCCCGUGUGGUUCUGGGAUUUUUGCUCACCGUUCUUGUGAUCAUUUUGACCCCACGGGGUGAGAUCUUGCAUGGAGCCCCAGAUCGAGGGAGAUUAUCAGUGGUCUUGUAUGUCUUCCAUUUCCUAAUAAUUGCUCCCACAGUUGAUUUCUUCAAACCAAGCUGCUUACCUAUUGCAGAUUCAGUCUUCCCAGCCUGGUGCAGGUCUACAAUUUUGUUUCUGAUGUCCUUUGACAGCUCUUUGGUCUUGGCCAUAGUGGAGUUUGGAGUGUGACUGUUUGAGGUUGUGGACAGGUGUCUUUUAUACUGAUAACAAGUUCAAACAGGUGCCAUUAAUACAGGUAACGUGUGGAGGACAAAGGAGCCUCUUAAAGAAGAAGUUACAGGUCUGUGAGAGCCAGAAAUCUUGCUUGUUUGUAGGUGACCAAAUACUCAUUUUCCACCAUAAUUUGCAAGUAAAUUCAUAAAAAAUCCUACAAUGUGAUUUUCUGGAUUUUUUCUCUCAUUUUGUCUGUCUUAGUUGAAGUGUACCUAUGAUGAAAAUUACAGGCCUCUCUCAUCUUUUUUUUUUUCGUGGGAGAACUUGCACAAUUGGUGGCUGACUAAAUACUUUUUUGCCCCACUAUAUGUAUAUAUAUAUCAUUGAUGAAUUCAUCUAGGCAAAGUCAAAAUGUACUUUAUGCAUGAUGUUUUAUUUAAUGAAGUAUUAUAAAAUAUACUGCAUCUGCUUGAAUUUCAAAAUGCGAUAAAUGCGAAGGAAAAUCUACAGUAUCUGUGUUUGAGCAUUCGCAUUAUGAUUUCAGCUUUUUGCAAAUUGUCUUUAAGCUUUGAAUAUUGUAUUACUACCAAUAAAAUGUAUUACUAGCAGCAAGGAGAUUAGUUGAAAAUAGCUUUUUAUUUAUUUUAUUUAUGGUUGGCAACAUGUUCUUGUACAAAGAGCAAGCAUUGCAUUGAGCGUUUGAAUAGUAAAAAGCCUGACUUAAGUUGUAGAAUACUGUUAUGCAUAUCAAUAGAUAGUAUUGAAACAAAGAAGAAAAGAAAAUCCUGGCUUUAGUUGAAAUCAAAAUAUUUGUUUUCAUAGUCCUACUGCCAAAGUUGAAAUAGUUGCAGUUAUUGCAUUAUAUCAAUAUUUUUCAAGCUGCAAAGUACAUGCUUGUGUUUCAUUUUUACGUUUGUUGUUUGUCAUGGGCCAUUGUGUGUGCCCAGGAAUGAUUGUCCAUUCAAUAACUAAAGAUGAAGCUCAACUAAUACAUGAAGGCGUCUGCCAAAGGGCGACAUACAUAGCUAUAGAAACAAUUGCAAUAGCACUUUUUCUAGUAGGGGAAAAUGUAUAGUAUAUUUAUUGUUAUAACAUUUUUGAAACUAAUUUCCUUUUUACAAUAACAAAAAAAUGUAUUUCUUCACAUAUAAUUCGCCAUGCCUAUUUGUCUAUAAUACAUACCCGUUGCUUCAUUUUAAAGUAUCAGUAUCUGCAAAAUAUUUUAAAAGCUCUUGUUGAACAUUUCUAGCACUACUCGUUACUCAUUUUUACUUAGCUCGGGAAUGAAUUUGUUUAAAUAGUCACUCAAUCAGUUUUGUUUGUGACCUAAAUCAUUGUAAGGAAACAUGGCACUGGAAAACAUGAUGUUGUUUCUGCUUCUAAGUUGUUAUUGGUCUUUAGAGCUGAUGUAUUACUGUUUAUGAUGUAUCUUGUAUAUGUACAUUUACUAUGAAACUAUAAACCUCAAAUGUAAUACA
Oncorhynchus kisutch (coho salmon) is the source of this 6722-nucleotide messenger RNA. Its product is annotated as sodium-driven chloride bicarbonate exchanger. Bases 263 to 3544 code for a protein of 1093 amino acids. NCBI's taxonomy places the organism in Eukaryota, Metazoa, Chordata, Actinopteri, Salmoniformes, Salmonidae. The record is from RefSeq and is a predicted model, not a curated record. Gene Ontology annotation, cellular component: plasma membrane; basolateral plasma membrane. The transcript is spliced from 27 exons. Gene Ontology annotation, biological process: transmembrane transport; regulation of intracellular pH; monoatomic anion transport. Gene Ontology annotation, molecular function: solute:inorganic anion antiporter activity; sodium:bicarbonate symporter activity; monoatomic anion transmembrane transporter activity.